Messenger RNA from Endocarpon pusillum Z07020, 2151 nucleotides. RefSeq lists its product as uncharacterized. Bases 1 to 2151 code for a protein of 716 amino acids. NCBI's taxonomy places the organism in Eukaryota, Fungi, Ascomycota, Eurotiomycetes, Verrucariales, Verrucariaceae. The transcript is spliced from 6 exons. The record is from RefSeq and is a predicted model, not a curated record.
AUGACGCCUGCAUUUGGCUUCUCUGUUGGGGAUUUUAUCCAAGCAAUUACCUUAAUAAAGAAGGUCUGCGUAUCCCUACGGCAGGUGGGAGGUGCAUCCACGGAGUACCAACAUGUCAUCAUUGAGCUCCAAGGACUUGGGAAUGCACUUCAGCAGCUGCAGGCUUUAGAGCCAACUGACGACAAUUUCGCACAUGUGAACGCAAUACGGGCCAUGGCACUUGCUUGUCAAUUGCCGUUACGAGAAUUCAUGACGAAGCUCGAAAAGUACGAGUCUGCGCUGGGCCCUUUUGCCGAACGAAGCUCCUUGAGCGGCGGCGCUCGUAAAGCCAAGUGGGCUGUCUCGUUCGCAAAAGAGGUGGAGCGGCUGCGGGUUCUUGUUGCAGCCAAAUGUAUCAGCAUCAACAUGUUGCUUGCUUCACACACCUCGCAAACAAUUUCACAAUUGAGUUCAAGAUCCAAGAAAGAGCAUGAAGACCUCAUGACUGAUGUCACUGAUACCCGGGCUGGAGUCAACCGACUUUCCGAGGAACUGGGGCACCUUAGCAACGAUCUGCUAAAAGCAGACACAGCUGGGCGCGAGAAAUUGGAAGCUGUUUUUGCCAAGGCUGAUGCCACACAAGCCUCAAUCGCAAGACUGCGAAGUCUCGGAGAACAAGUGAUGGGCUAUGUAGGGCAGUUUCCCAAGGAAAUACGAGAAUUCUUGCGAACAAUCUUACAGUCAAAUUGGCAAAUAUAUAGAGUUCUUCUUCAAGUCCAACAAAACAUAUCACAUAGCCCAACAGGCCUGCUCGACUCUAAUAUCAAGUUUGAAGAUGCCCUGGGGGAAUACAAGGAAUUGCCAUAUGAAUAUUUUCGUCAUUGGGAGCCUUUCGAAGGGUUUCUUCGUGCUCAAUUCAAAAGCAAGCCUGGAGAAGAAAAGAUCUUGAAUGGCUUUUUCCACAUCAUAGAUCCUGAAAAGCAUGGCGCCAUUGUGAAGAAAGAGCAUUGGAGUCGCACUGUCAAGCGGGGAGCAAGUUUCGGCAUGUCCAUUAUCAUUUCUCACCUUCAGAGACAAGCUGGCUGCUGUCCUCGACCCGGCUGUUUGGGUCUCGGAUCGGUCGAAGAACCUCCGUUGAGCUUCCAGACCUGCGAUACUUGCCACCUUACUUUCUACCCGGUCUCAUCGCACCUGACAGACAACUUCAACCGCGUGACAGUUCUUGACGACGAUGAAAAUGUCCAGGCGAAGCAAACGGAGGAAGAUCUGCGGCUUUACGGUAGCAGAAUCGAGCCCCCAGAGGUUCGUAUUGUUGAUAAAGGCACGAAGCGAAGUGCUUCGGAGUUCGAAACCCUAACUGGUCGAUCAGCCAAGGCAAGUAGGACUGAGGGAAGCAACGACAUUAGUCAUCAAGUCAUCACCGCGAUGGACUGGAACAGCGGUGCGUCUCCACUUGAUGCAUGGCUCAAUCAAAGUGCAGUACCUUCAGCCGACUCUCAGCAGCUUCAACAACAGCAGCUAUGUAAGGCAAGCUCUACUGCUAGAGAACUUGAUGAAAUCAAAGCCUUCCGCAACGUACAUAUAACGGAUGUUCCACAGCCGGUCAAACGUAGAACAUUUUUAAACCUUCCUGAUGAGGUCCUACGGCUUGGACUUCAGGCUCAGAUCUACUAUCGGAACAUUUUGGAUAGAUAUCCUCAACUGCCUACUUAUUUGGUCUGCCGUCUGGCUGUUGCCAACCAUUGUCGCGCCGAACGGCUGAGGCAUCCAAAGAUUCACACAGACGAAUCUGCUGAUCACAAUCAAAAUUUGAAUUUAAUCUCAGAUGGCAGAGAACAAGAGGCCACCAGCAACUCCAAGAACAGUCACAAGCACAGAAAAGAAAGCCCGGCAGGUCGUGCUACUGCAUUCCGACAGAUACCACAACGUUCAACGAAAGCUCAACACAGUUCAUAUAUCGCGUUCGGUGAAGGGGGAAAAUACCAAUGUGCCCAUCUGGCGCGCGGAUCCAAGUCAGCAGGGAUCUGGAGCGCUGAUACCGGUUCGAUGGAUGAGGAGGAGGAGGAGGAGGAACGUAUUGCACCAAAGGGCAAGUCUUCCGGCAGAACCGCUCAAUUGAUCAGAAAUGUAAAGAUCGCGCAUCUACGAGUUGGCUUUCUGUGCGAAAGAUAG